This is a messenger RNA of Syzygium oleosum, 1530 nucleotides long. RefSeq names its product F-box protein At5g65850-like. Gene Ontology annotation, molecular function: protein binding. NCBI's taxonomy places the organism in Eukaryota, Viridiplantae, Streptophyta, Magnoliopsida, Myrtales, Myrtaceae. The transcript is spliced from 2 exons. Bases 101 to 1384 code for a protein of 427 amino acids. The record is from RefSeq and is a predicted model, not a curated record.
UGCCCCCGUUUCGUGCUCACCUGCGCUUUCUUUCGUUGAUCCCUGACGCCGACCCUCCUCCACCCGAUCACGCGCUUCCCCCUUACCCUCCUCCGUGAAGAUGGCGGUGCAAGGUGGCGGCGGCGGCGGCGGUGAUGAAGGCGCUCGAAGCUCCGGUGGCACUCCGGGCUCAGGAUCGCUUCGCGUUCCGCUGGCUCCGAUGGAGAAGCGGCUAAGAACUCAAGAGAAGGAGGCUGCCGGAGAAAAUGCGGGCUUGGCAGAGUUGCCCACUGACAUAAUCUCCAACGUACUGUCAAGACUGCCAGUGAAGACACUGUUGCGAUUCAGGUGCGUUUCAAAGUCAUGGCGCUCCAUCAUCGACCACAGGUCGUUUGCCGAUUUAGUCUUAGCUCAGUCACUCGGCCGCUCCGAGGUUACCUCGCUCAUAUCUGUCAUUGGCAACAUGGAGCCGAGUCGCUUCGGCAGCAGGUUCUUUAGCUUAGACCAUCAUACUGGAUUGGCCACUCCCCUGCCCCAACUGGACCGGACUAUCAACUCGACCGGGGAGGAUUCACAAAGUGUCAACGGCUUAAUUUGCUUCGACAUCGGGGAUCUUACGUACCUAUGCAAUAUCGGCACCAGAGAGGUCAGGGCCCUGCCGCCUACCGGUCCCGAUUUCCCUGUCCAUUUGCACCGUGGUAUCCACAGCUUCAGCGCCUUGGGUUUUGAUCCCGUCGCGAAACAGUACAAAGUCAUGAAGACAUGGGUUUCGAACGCCCUCAACCAUUCGGGUGAAGUCAUCACCGCGCACAAGAUUCUGACAUUGGGAACAAGUUCGUGGAGAAAAAUUGAUAGUGGCCCUAUUGAUUUUCCCUGGGGAGGCAGCGUUUGCAUUAACGGGGCCAUUCAUUUCCUGACGCUUGACCUGAUGAGCAACAAAAUAAUCGUAGUGUUCGAUGUGGGGACUGAGAAGUUUAGGACGUUAACAUUUCCUGAUGGUGCCUUGGAUCAGGUGCAUAAGAUGAAGUUAAUAGCAUUUGGAGGCCGUCUGACGGUGUUAGACUAUGAACAUCUUGAGGAUGAAAAUGUCAUGUUAAUGUAUAUACUAGAGGAUUAUACAAAUCAAGUUUGGACAGAACGUCGAAUUGUGCUGCCCCUUAGUUGGAAAGAGGAUCGAAGGCAUUCCGAGCGGUUUCUCGUCGGCAGCGUCCGUGCCGGAGAAAUCUUGCUCGCUCCAAAGGUUACGACUGGGGAAGUGUACUUGCUUUCUUAUGAUGUAGAGAACGGGACUCUGAAGAAGGUUCAAGUUCGUGGUCUGCCCCCAUCUCUAUUGAGGAGUCCUGUGAUCGUCGCCUGUGCACCCAUCGGGUACAUGGAUAGCAUUUUGGCUUUGAGUGAGAUUUAGUCGUGAAGCUAUCGCACAAAUCCUUCUUUUAGAUAGAAGCAGUGUAGGCAAAUAGCAUUGCUGCACAUAUUUGAUCAUCUGAUGUGCUUUCAGGGUUAUGGUCUUCUAAAGAAUGCCUUAAUAUAUGUCACAUGUUUACUUCGACA